AAUACGUUUCCGUGUUUUGAAUCUCCCAGCGAUACAAAUUUUUGGGCUCACCUUGAAAGUGCCUUCAAAAAUAUUAAGAGAUUUACAAGACAAGAGGAUCUUGCGCUGUUGUCAUCUGAAAUGCAAUCUUUGAGAAACAUUUUUCGGAGGCCAUGGUCCUCAGAUGCGCGACUCGAUGAUAUAACAGUUGUCAUCACUGGAGCCAAUACUGGCAUCGGCAAAGAGACAGCUCUGGAUCUGGCAAAGAGAGGAGCCAGAAUCAUCAUGGCUUGCAGAGAUAUGGAGAAAGCAGAGUUAGCACUGAAAGAAGUUGUAGAAGGCUCCGGCAAUAAAAACGUUGUCAUCCUAAAGCUUGAUUUGACAGAUACCAAGUCGAUCAAGGAGUUCGCAGAGGUCAUCAACAGGGAGGAAAGCAAACUGAACAUCCUUAUCAACAAUGCUGGAGUAAUGGUUUGUCCCUAUGGGAAAACAGCCGAUGGCUUUGAGAUGCAGAUCGGUGUCAACCACAUGGGUCACUUCCUGUUGACGUACUUACUGAUUGACCUGAUCAAGAGAUCAGCCCCAUCCAGGAUCAUCAACGUGUCUUCCAUGGCCCACAGCUGGGGCACCAUCAACCUGGACGACAUCAACAGUGAGAAGGGCUACAACAAGAACAAGGCUUACAGCCAGAGCAAACUGGCCAACAUCCUCUUCACUCAUCUACUGGCCAAGAGGCUAGAAGGUACCGGUGUGACUGCCUACUCCCUCCACCCUGGAGUGGUCCAAACUGACCUGUGGAGACACCUCAACCCUGCACAGCAGGCUGUCAUGAAGAUGGUCAGCCCGUUCACCAAGAACUCAGUCCAGGGAGCUCAGACAACCAUCUACUGCGCUGUGGACCCUGGACUGGAGACCAAGAGUGGUGGAUAUUACAGUGACUGUGCCCCUGCCACCUGCUCCAGGGCUGCCACAGACGACAGCGUGGCUCAGAAACUGUGGGAUCUCAGCUGUCAGAUGCUCUCUAUAUCCUGGGAUUGAUGUGUGUCGACGUCAUCCAACUGCUACCUUUUGAAAUAUGGUUGAAGUUUACACAGAAGGACGAAGUAGAGAUUCCACAUACAAUUAUGGCAUUUAUUUGUUUUUUCAUUCCAUCGUCAUCAUGCAAUCGUAUAUGAUUUGAUGGUAUAUUAUGAUCCAAGUUGUUUUGCACAGUGUUAACUAAUGUAUUGUUGUUCCAUUCUGAAGUGCCAUGCCUGAAAGUAGCUUCUUGUGUUUCUAUGUGUCUGAAGUAUGUAUAUACAUUCCUUGGGGAGGAUCAAUGAUGCAAUUAGGGAUUUGUGGACAGGUCUGGCAAAAUGAUUCAAUGGGUUAUACUUAUUGUAUAAUUCAUAGCUUUAAUAAUCCAUAUUAUUCAAUAAUCAAGUAUUACAUCAAAGCAAAUAUUUAUUUUAUAUUGAGUUGUACUAAACCACCACUCAUGACAAUAUUGCAAUUAUUAUAAAUAUUUGCAUAAUAUUUUGUGCAGAAAUGAAAUACAAAUGAAAAACUUAUAUUUUUAGCACCAUAAUCCCAGGCUUUGAACUUUGUACUGUAAUUGGUUGGGAAUGAGUAUAGAACAUUUUCCACAGAGGUGUAACAUUGAGCAGCUUACUCUCACAAACCGAAGAUUGAUGUUCCUGUAGACGAGUACAUAUAUACUGUAUGUAAUAACAAUAUACAUUUGCUUGUGGGCCCUGGCGAGUUAUUGCUCGUAACCUUCAUCAAUAAAUGAUUCUAUUCGGUGAAUAGACAAAUUGACAUCA
Hypomesus transpacificus is the source of this 1781-nucleotide messenger RNA. RefSeq names its product retinol dehydrogenase 12, like (gene rdh12l). The record is from RefSeq and is a predicted model, not a curated record. Lineage: Eukaryota; Metazoa; Chordata; Actinopteri; Osmeriformes; Osmeridae. Bases 121 to 1017 code for a protein of 298 amino acids. The transcript has 7 exons.